This is a messenger RNA of Trifolium pratense (red clover), 989 nucleotides long. Its product is annotated as ankyrin repeat domain-containing protein 30A-like. The transcript is spliced from 4 exons. Lineage: Eukaryota; Viridiplantae; Streptophyta; Magnoliopsida; Fabales; Fabaceae. The record is from RefSeq and is a predicted model, not a curated record. The coding region runs from base 182 to 688 and encodes 168 amino acids.
GCCUAAAACAAAACAAAGGGCAAAACAGAUAACAAAAGAACGCACUCACAACAAAGGAAACAUAACAGAACUCUUCAUCAUCAUUUCAACUCAAAAAAACAAAAAACAGAGAAAAAGAAAGAAAAGAUAAUAAAGAGAGAAAUAAAAGCAAGAAGAAGAAGAAGGGUUUUGAUUGAACAAGAUGAGUGAACAACAAAGUAACAGCAACAAUCAAUUGGUAGUUCAGAAUUCAGGAAGUUUAAGCUUCAGUAGUCAUUUGUCUAAGGAAGAUGAAGAGAUGUCAAAGUCUGCUCUUUCAACUUUUAGGGCUAAAGAAGAAGAAAUUGAAAAGAAGAAGUUGGAAGUUAGAGAGAAGGUUCAGUUUCAGUUAGGUCGUGUUGAAGAAGAAACCAAACGUCUUGCAACAAUUCGUGAGGAGCUUGAAGCACUUGCAGAUCCAAUGAGGAAGGAAGUUUCAGUUGUUAGAAAGAGGAUUGAUUCAAUAAACAAAGAAUUAAAGCCACUUGGUCAUAACUGCCAGAAGAAGGAGAAAGAAUACAAAGAUGCUCUUGAAGCUUUUAAUGAAAAGAAUAGGGAAAAAGUACAGCUAAUUACUAAAUUAAUGGAGCUGGUGAGCGAAAGCGAAAGAUUGAGGAUGAAGAAGCUGGAGGAGCUGAGUAAGAACAUAGAUUCAAUGCAAAUGCAAUGAUUUAGCAUAACUGCUAGUGAAUGAAUCUGAUUAGUCUUGUGUGGUAUAUUAAAAAUGGUGACAUAGUAUAUUUAUAUGUAUGGGUGUCUUGUGCUUGUGUAAUUUUGUGAUCAUGUAAUUUGUUUUAACUAGCAUUUGGUUUCAUAUGGGAUGUUAGCUAAUUUAGGAGGGUUAUAUGCAUACCCUACAAACAGGCUUGUAACUAAAUACUUUGCAUUUUGUUAUUUUUUUUUUACCUUACUAUGCUUUAAUUUGUUGCUCCUUAUUUAAUUUAUUGAUGUAAUUUGAAUUUUGUGGUGAA